Liolophura sinensis is the source of this 884-nucleotide messenger RNA. RefSeq lists its product as uncharacterized. The record is from RefSeq and is a predicted model, not a curated record. The transcript has 4 exons. The coding region runs from base 474 to 800 and encodes 108 amino acids. Lineage: Eukaryota; Metazoa; Mollusca; Polyplacophora; Chitonida; Chitonidae.
AGGAAGCUGUUUAGUUGUAGGUAGACGGGAGAAGGUAUCUACCGCAGGGAAGAGCUCAUGUACAGUCGUGACAGAACCGAACUAAGGCACCGCACCGAUUUCGAUUCCAACAGUCAAAGCCGUUGAUUACUUACACAGACGGGGAUGACGUUAACAACAGGUACGGGGUAGAGCACAUCAAAAAGGACCGAAGCAAAAAAAGACAAAAAAAAGAAGAAACUUUUCACCCUUCUUCCACUUACUAAGAUAAAAAAAAUUGGAGAGAAAAUCCGGUUGAGGAAAGAAUUUGUGGAUACAUUAAGCUUCUUGGAUACCCGUCAGUUAAGAGUCACCAAUCGCUUCCUGAGAGCGGAAAGUUAAACGGGCAGCAAAGAAAGUCAUACCUUAGGAACGAUUUAGGAAUCGGAUAUCCUCUUCAACGCAUUUUGAAUCAGCCACCAUUAGGUGUGAUCAGAAGUCGGGACAGUCACAGUAUGAAGUUUACACCAUGUGUUCUCGUGUUUCUCGCGUGGCUUUGCGUGGACUGUCUUUCAGCGUCGUUAGAUCGCGACAGGAGGCGGUUCAAAUCUUCAGUAGCUGACAGAAUAGGGCACGGGUUCGGCAAAAGACAGGAUGUAAAUCUGCGCAGGUUUUAUCCCUCAGAUAAUUCAAGAAAUGUCUUGACAACACAUCGGCUGGCAAAUCUUCUGUCGGAAAACAACUUAUUGGCUUACGCCAUUGUAGAAAAAUUCAUCGAUUCAAAUGGGGAUGGUGUGAUAAGCACGGAUGAGCUACUCUACGACCAGGAAGAUGACUCGUAGGGGUCAGAGUUCAGGAGUUACGUCAUUGGGUUAUCAGUGACGUCAUCUGAACAGGUUGCUUCUUAUGACGAAAACUUGAAUCUU